AUGGAUGCGAAAGGUCUGUCCGGGCUGCACUUUGCUGGCUGUUCCAUGCUUCCAGACCCUAACCUGCGAACACUCGUUGACACGAAAGGCGACAAAAAGCAAAACCCAUCGGAAGCCCGUAUUGCGAAGCUCGAGGGUACACUCGGUCAACUAGUCUCGAUGCUCCAGGCGGGCAAUGUCCACGGCGAAAGAGUUGAUGAAUGGUCGCAGCAGCAGCAGCAAUCACCACCGCAACAACACCAGCAACAUCAGCAACAACCACCACCACCUCCAAUCAUUCCAUACCCAGACGUGGCUGCAGAAGGGACCGAAGGAAGCGGCGCUAUGGAGGACUCGCGGUCCGGUUUUAUGGAAGAAGACGACGAGGAUACCGACAGCGACGCCGUCCGUGCCUCUGCUUCUUGGUGGGGUAUGGACAAUGCGAACGCGUUUAGCGCCAACGGCAUGCCCGUCGACACCCCCCCAUCCUCGACCAUGUCGGGCGCGUUUAUGUCGCCCGCUCUAUCUCCGUCCUCGGUACCUCCAUCCUCAGCAUCGAUCUCUAUAGACACAUUCUGCUCGCGUAUGCUGCAUCAUUUCCCGUUUGUUCAUUUGCCUGCCUACCUCACGGCCGAGAAACUACGAUUAGACCGGCCGUUCCUGUUUCGCGCCAUUAUUUGUGUGACAUCGGUAUCAGCUAAGGACAAGAUGGCAAGCUCCCUCGAGCUGAAGCGUGUACUCUAUGAGGCGGCAUUUCUUCAACGGUUGCCACAGCAGAAACAGCAGCAACCACAACAAACUGUGGAUCUGCUGUUAGGCCUCCUUGUCUAUAUUGCGUGGGGAUGGGAGCACCUGCGUAGCAAUCACAGCUUGCCUCGUCUCAUGGCAAUGGCUAUAUCGUUGGUCGGCGAGUUACGUUUUCUGGAUCAAGCUGUACCAGAAAUCUCGCGCACAAUAAGUCACCUCGAACCGAACGGUGGGUUCGACAAUGUGUAUGGCAUCACGCCAGCGACUACCGCGACGACAACACCGACAACCGGCGCUGGGGUGACUGAUACACAGCUCUAUCUCGAGCGCCAGCGAGCCAUUCUAGGCUGCUUUGUCCUUGGCUCGGCCGUCUCAGCCUAUUUCUGCCAGGUUGAGGCGCCCCGGUGGACACCUCAGAUGGACGAGGCACUUGCUGCCAUUGUUGCCAGCGGCAAUAGUGCCGGCGCAGAAUGUCCAUCUGAUGCUGCCCUGGCUAUUCAGGUCCGCCUACAGCUCCUCGCCACGAAGGCCGCCGAGGUCAGGGAGCGAGCCCAACUCCCCGACCACCCUCCACCGGAGACUCUUUCGCCUCAAUCUCUCCUGUACAUCAAGGCGCUGAUGGGGCAGCUACAGGAGCUCAGGGCGUCUGUCCCCCCUGCAUUCCAACAACACUUUCUCCUUCUAGCUCAGACGUACUACACAGAGAUGUGCAUUAUCGAGACCAUCCACAUCCAGCAAUCCGCGCGCCCGCCACCGCCAAAAUGUGGGCCUACGCGCAUCUCCUGCUUUUGGCAGUCAGCACUCGCGAUUAAGUCGUGCACAUCAACCUUCCUGACUCUCUCGCCGUCUGGACUCCUUGGUAUUUCCUUCAUCCAAUGGGCUCAGCUAGUACGGUGCGUGGCCACCCUGCACCAACUAAGCACGCUCCGGGAGAGUGGCUGGGAUCCAGCCACUGUGCGAAGGCUCGUCGAUCUGCCCGUCUUGUUAUCAUGCACGGCAGACAAGCUGGAGCUCGCUGCUGCUGAAGCUGGUGAACAACCGGCGUCAGCCGACGGCGUAUUCAUGCAAUUGGCCCGCGGCCUACGCAUGUUCCAAUCGUCAUAUCACGAUAGAGAACUGUUGAGUCAACAGGAAGAGGCAUAUAGAGCAAAGGAAACGGGUGAUGGAGUAGAAAACAGAGCGGAUAUGACUAUGGCUCCAGUCACGACUACGGAAGGAGAUACAGAUGCGUUGGCAAAUAGUCAACACGCGGGAUACUUGAUGAGUCCGACGUUAUGGUUAGAGGAGAUUUUUGUUGGUUAUGAAGAUCAGUCGAUACCUACCAUGUAG
Messenger RNA from Penicillium arizonense, 2055 nucleotides. RefSeq lists its product as uncharacterized. Gene Ontology annotation, biological process: regulation of DNA-templated transcription. The record is from RefSeq and is a predicted model, not a curated record. Lineage: Eukaryota; Fungi; Ascomycota; Eurotiomycetes; Eurotiales; Aspergillaceae. The coding region runs from base 1 to 2055 and encodes 684 amino acids. The transcript is spliced from 3 exons. Gene Ontology annotation, molecular function: transcription cis-regulatory region binding; DNA-binding transcription factor activity, RNA polymerase II-specific. Gene Ontology annotation, cellular component: nucleus.